Theileria equi strain WA is the source of this 404-nucleotide messenger RNA. RefSeq lists its product as hypothetical. The transcript is spliced from 3 exons. The record is from RefSeq and is a predicted model, not a curated record. Bases 6 to 404 code for a protein of 132 amino acids. NCBI's taxonomy places the organism in Eukaryota, Apicomplexa, Aconoidasida, Piroplasmida, Theileriidae.
CCUCAAUGCUGAACCUACUACCGUUGCGCGGUCCAGCUCACUCGCUGCUCUACGGCAAGACUGGACUCCAGAGGAUCAAAAUCGGAAAGUGUGGAAACAGCAUCGAGAUCGACAAGAGCUCAAUCGAUGAGAUCUACAGCCACUCGAGGAACGACGUUGUUCUCCACAACGACUUUGUCCCUCUAAAGCACAAGAACUUUAUGGAAUACAAGCUCGUGGCAUACCACCUCAUUGAGGCGUACGAGAACCCGGAAAAGGCCUUUAAAACGACGCUUGCUGGCAUGUCAUUUUUUGACAAGCUCUCGCACUUGUACUCGAACAAAAAGAGGAUUGUGGAGCUCCAUACUGCCAUCGAUACGACAAAACACGCGCCAACCUUCCCUAUUCAGGGAAAGAAUGUCUAA